Messenger RNA from Rattus norvegicus (Norway rat), 891 nucleotides. Lineage: Eukaryota; Metazoa; Chordata; Mammalia; Rodentia; Muridae. The record is from RefSeq and is a predicted model, not a curated record.
AUGAUAUUACAAAGGCUUGAAAGACCAACCGCAGGGGAAGCAAGAGAACAGGAAGUGCUUAAAUGUGAACCUGUGGUGCCUGAUAAAAUCGAGGCUGAAGACAGACAGCCCAUUGAACAUAAAGCACCCCCUCUUACGGACCUUACUGAGGCAGGUUCACCAUCUGCACUAUCUUUCCCAGCGGCCCGGGAACAGAGGCCUGAAAAUGGUUUGCAAGAGCAAACAGGAAUUACAGGUCCGAAUAAUAGGAAGCCGGAUUGUGCAGAGGCUACUCCCUCUUGCAGCUCUCCACACCUCAAGCCAAACGCUCCCCAAACGGACCCAGCGCUGCUGCCCCAGCACUUAACUUCACAUACUGAUGCAAGAUUGGCCCGACCCUGCGAUCACAUCUAUUCCUCCAUUACCCGGGAUCAAAGAUUUCAAGAUAUUCUGAAAAUACCAUACCAGCUGGACUUAAGAAAUGAACCAGCCAGAGAAGAUCUGAAGCAUAUCGUUAUAGAUGGCAGUAAUGUUGCAAUGGCCCAUGGUCUGAACAAGUUCAUGCUCUACUUAGCAGAAAAGACUGUAGGCAUCAUUGUAACCAAUGACAACUUUAGAGAGAUUGUGACCGAGUCCGUCUCCUGGAGAGAAAUUAUCGCAAGAAGGCUGCUUCAGUACACUUUUGUGGGGGACAUAUUUAUGGCUCCUGACGACCCUCUGGGAAGACAUGGACCUCGGCUCGAAGAAUUUCUUCAAAGGGAGGACUUUCUUCUACACUUGCCUCCAAAACUCGAUGCCCAGUCAGAUGUGCGCACAUUUGGCCACACCAUCCAAAGCCACAAUAUCCAGGGAGCCCAAGCAAGCCUUGUUGCUCCACCCAGGACCAGGAUUCUGCAGAGAAAAGCGCUCUGA